This is a messenger RNA of Cygnus atratus (black swan), 1368 nucleotides long. RefSeq names its product transcriptional adaptor 1 (gene TADA1). The record is from RefSeq and is a predicted model, not a curated record. NCBI's taxonomy places the organism in Eukaryota, Metazoa, Chordata, Aves, Anseriformes, Anatidae. The transcript is spliced from 8 exons. The coding region runs from base 67 to 1074 and encodes 335 amino acids. Gene Ontology annotation, biological process: regulation of transcription by RNA polymerase II. Gene Ontology annotation, cellular component: SAGA complex. Gene Ontology annotation, molecular function: transcription coactivator activity.
CGGGGCGGCGGCGCUUUGCGGCACCUCGCGGCCUUUCGCGACGGCGGGGCCCAGACCCGAGCGGCGAUGGCGACGUUCGUGAGCGAGCUGGAGGCGGCCAAGAAGAGCCUGAGCGAGGCGCUGGGCGAGAACGUGAAGCAGUACUGGGCCAACCUGAAGCUGUGGUUCAAGCAGAAGAUCAGCAAGGAGGAGUUCGACCUGGAGGCCCGGCGGCUGCUCACGCAGGACAACGUCCACUCCCACAACGAUUUCCUCUUGGCUAUUCUCACCCGAUGCCAAAUCUUGGUUUCUGCACCAGAAGGUGCUGGAUCUCUGCCGUGGCCAGGUGGCUCUGCAACUAAACCUGGAAAACCCAAAGGAAAGAAAAAGAUUUCUUCAGUUCGACAAAAGUUUGAUCACCGGUUCCAGCCUCAGAACCCGCUGUCUGGAGCCCAGCAAUUUGUAGCAAAAGAUCCUCAGGAGGAUGACGACUUGAAGCUGUGUUCCCAUACCAUGAUGCUUCCUACACGUGGCCAGCUGGAAGGAAGAAUGAUCGUAACUGCUUAUGAGCACGGGCUAGACAAUGUCACAGAGGAGGCAGUGACAGCAGUCGUUUAUGCUGUGGAGAACCAUCUUAAGGAUAUUCUGACAUCUGUAAUAUCCCGGCGGAAAGCCUAUCGUCUGAGAGAUGGCCACUUCAAAUACGCCUUUGGAAGCAAUGUUAAUCCUCAGCCAUAUCUGAAGAACAGUGUUGUUGCUUAUAACAACUUAAUUGAAUGCCCUCCAACCUCUGUGACACCUUCUGCUGGUCAGAGUCUAGCUCCACAGCCCCCGCCUGAUGAUGCUGAGCAGCAGGCAGCACUACUACUGGCAUGCUCUGGAGACACUUUGCCAGCAUCCCUUCCUCCCGUGAACAUGUACGACCUUUUUGAGGCGUUACAGGUACACAAAGAAGUUAUUCCUGCGCACACUGUCUAUGCUCUAAACAUUGAGAGAAUUGUCAUGAAACUCUGGCAUCCGAACCACGAGGAGCUGCAGCAGGAUAAAAUCCAUCGUCAGCGCCUGGCAGCAAAGGAAGGCCUUCUGCUCUGCUAGAGCCACGGAGCCAAGCUCAGGUGGCUCUAGUGCUGCUCCUUGGAUUGACACUGGGAUGCUUCUUACAAACCUGUGUCAGCAUUUCGAGGAAGAUGUAAGUUAUGAGUCAGCUUUUCCUAUGGAAAUAUUACGGAGUUGUGGUACACUUUCUCUGCUUCCCAAGAGUCGUGUGCCAUGGAGUGCUUGCAGCAAUCCCACUGAAUUGGAAAGGAGGAACAACAGACUUGUUUGCAAAGACUGUUUUUUUAACAAAUAAAAAUAAAUGUGAGGGUGAAAAGAGUUGGUUUUAAAGAA